Pogona vitticeps (central bearded dragon) is the source of this 2042-nucleotide messenger RNA. Lineage: Eukaryota; Metazoa; Chordata; Lepidosauria; Squamata; Agamidae. The record is from RefSeq and is a predicted model, not a curated record.
GCGAAUUCUGAAUAACGGGCUGCGGGAUUGGCGAGAGCCCUUGGUUAGGCCAAUGACGAUGCUUGUUGCUUGAGUCGGGAGGUUCUCAGCUCGCCAUCUUUCUGCUUGGGGAGGCAGAACGCUGAGCUGUACAUUCCUGGUGUAUGUGGACCAGCCAUGCCGCAUUAUCAGACCUGGGAAGAGUUUAGCCGCGCUGCUGAGAAGCUCUACUUGUCUGAUCCCAUGAAGGUACGUGUGGUACUCAAAUACCGGCAUUGUGAUGGAAAUCUGUGCAUCAAAGUAACAGAUGAUGUUGUUUCCAUUUUCCGAAAGCAGCCAGCGAGGUGCUUCUGGAACUCACAGAUUAAGGCAUUAAGUUGCAACAAACACCAAAACUGAACAACCUCUUCCAGUGGUUUCUAGUAUUUGCUGAAUAAAACGAGGGACAGAACAGAAUAGCACCACCUUCUAAGAUCUUCCAGGGAGGACUGAAACCACUGCAAAACAUUGCCUCAAGUCCCAUGCCAAAAGGAUCAUCAAUGGUGUUGAUAUCUCCCAAGAGGUCCAGCAGAAUCAACAAGGACACACUCAUGGUGUCUUAAUUGCCAACAAAGGUUAUCUACCAAGGUGACCAAAGCUGUUUAUGUCCUAUAUGUGGGGCUGAAAGUAGACUCUAGUGGAUCUGGAUAACCUGUCUCAUCCAGGAGCCUAUGGAGCUGAGAAACUACCAAAAGCUGAGAAACUACCAAAAGCUCUGAUGCCUUGCCUAUGAAUGGAGCAUUGGAAACAGUAUUUGUCCAGUGUGGAGGGAUUUAAACGGGGCAUUUUAGCAACAGUCUUAUUAGUGUCUCUUUUAGACAUUCAGGAACUCUGCCUUAUUCCAAGGAGGCAUUUAAGACUCUCCUUACCUGCUCAAAUUAAUCCUCUCCAGGCUGGUUUUAUAAGCUAUGAAGGACAACGAUGCUGCAUAUAUGUGGUAGCUUUCACCUGUUGAAAAGAUCUUUGGGCUGUACCAACUGAAAAGUACCCAUUACUUCCAAACAAAUGGGGGACAAGAUAAAAUCCACUGAAUCUAUAUUAGCUACAGUGUCCAAGCCAGAGUGAAUCUGAACAUUUUUUUUUUAAUGCAAAAUGGUGUGCUCUUUAUGUGGGCUUUUUAUUACUUUUCAUUCUUAUCUCAAGGUACUGUAAUAUGCCCUUGACUACUUGAGAAAGCUCUGCUUCAUUGCUCUGUGCAUAUGCAGUAAGAGAAUUAGGGCUGGUUGCAUGAUGAUUGUACAGUUGGGAGGACUGGGCCCAUGAGAGAGUCUGGAACAUACCUAUGGUAACUAGCAUGGUUGUCCUUGUACAGAUGUGUAAAUACACUUAAAUCUAUGUUUUUAAGCUAAAGAAAACCUGUUCGUCUCAGGAUAAGACACUGGGUGACAAUAUAGGCUGCAGUUAUUUAUCUGUUGACUUGGAGUUAGUCUCCUUAAAUGCAGUAGUAUGUACUUAGUAGACAUGUAGAACACUGCACUGCCAAAAAGUUUUUAAAUUAUUUUUAAUGGUGGAAGAAUGUAUAAAAUCCCUUUUUUUACAAGUAGAGAUGUGUUGGUUGGCUAACUGGUGUUUUUCUUAUGUUCCAUGAAAUUCUUGUGAUGUGGGAAUAGGAACAGGCUAGCAGUAGUGAACCUUCUCUUAAAGGGCUCCAGUAUGAAUUCAUCAGAAGUUAAGGAGAUAUUUUGAUUAAGGUUUAUUUGUGUAUUUAUUUAUUUAACAUAUGCUACCCACACUACCCAAAAGUCUCUGGGUGGCUUACAAUUUGAAUACAAUAAAAAGAUAAAACAAUUAAAAUUAAAUUAAAAAUACAGUGCUCUAAAAAUUGCCAUGGUUGGGUGAAAGAUGGAGCUUUGUGUCCUCAGAUUAUCAGGAUACAAAGCAAAUGACACUGUAUUCCAAAAUGUAUUGUUUCUAAAGCAAUAUUCAAUGAUAUAUUUUCUUGGCAUCUGUCUUACAAGAAAAUUUUAAAAUGAGAGUUAUAACAUUGAAAGAAACCCUACUAAGUCUCUCCAUCCCUCUUUUUU